Molecule: messenger RNA, 1738 nt
Organism: Klebsormidium nitens
Lineage: Eukaryota; Viridiplantae; Streptophyta; Klebsormidiophyceae; Klebsormidiales; Klebsormidiaceae
Source: the annotation of a GenBank genome assembly
GGAAGGCGGGGUCCCGGGCCUGACCGUGCGCUCCCGUCAUCGAUCAGGAAGCGCAGGGGGGAAGGCGCUUUGUUUGGGCAGGAGGGAAAGUGCUCAAACUGGGAAUCAGGGAAGGUGCUCGAACAAGCAAGAAGGGGCUCCGUAUACGUAGGUGGUCAUCCUAUUAGGUGAAGCGGAAAGGCUGUUCAUAGGGAAUUGUGAUACGGUAGUCAAGUUCAGCGGGUGGCCAAGGUUUUGGGAGCUAAAAGAUGUGACCUCAGGCAUAACACCUUAAACCUCGUGUUCCUGGGGACAAAGGCCUGCUUGCAGCAUCUGUUGGCUGGUCAUAGGGCUUGCAAGCCAGCAGGUUUGCAGUGGUAAAGGGGCCAGCUCAAAAUAGCUUUUGGUAGGGGCCUGAGUGUUCCUUGUUGCGAAGAGUUCGUCUAGGGUUGCGCCCUUACUUCUAGAUCUUUCUGAAUCUCAAAGGUGGCCCCUACAAGGUGGGAGAGAUGACAGAAGAGGUAGCCAGCGGUUGGAGGGGUCCUGGGGACAGUGCGCAGGCGGAAGCAAGGCGCGAGAGACGGCGCAAGGGUCAGGAAGGGAAGGCCCCUUGGCAGCCAAUUGUGUUACCUGACGAUGAUGAAGAGGACAGGCCCGCUUCUUCUGCUCGGAGUGGGCCUCCACGUCCCCCCUCGGCACAGCGCACUCCUUCAAACCUAGGCUUGAUGCCGUCAAACAUCCAUCGCUUUGAUCCUGAGAUGCUCGCACCAGCUGCUUUCAGGCGGAUUGCAGCUCGGUUGCACGCUCAACAGCAGAGCAUGUGGUCAGCACGCCAGGCAGGGGGGUCGGGUUCUGUGCCAGCUGGCGCCGGCCCGUCUGGCAGAGCGCCUGCGGCCUCCAUAGAUCUGACGGACGACUGUGUUGUAUUAGAUGAGGCCUCCGGCAGCAGCACACUGAGGGGUGUCAAAAGGCGGCGCACUGAGACGCCCAGUCCCUCGUUGCCCCCUGAGCUUCGGCCAGGUUUCGUCGAGCCCCCUCCCAAACCGGACCGGGAAGUCAAGUUCACGUGCAGUAUCUGUCUAGAGAACAUGAAGGAGGAGGCGACGACAAUCUGUGGGCACAUCUUCUGCAAACAGUGUAUCUUAGACUCAAUCAAGGCCACGAAGAAGUGUCCUACGUGUCGAAAGAAGCUAAGCUCGAAGGACGUCCACCGGAUAUACCUUCAAAGUAGUGCGUUGUAAGUCAUCUGCUUGCUUGGCAAAGCGACUGUUACGUAGGUGCUGUCUAGUCAGAAGGUGGUCAUUGAACAUCUGAGGUCCAGGUUUGCUCGGUCCUUUCAGUAGCUAGUGCCGCUAGAUUGCAAGAAGGUUACAGGCAUGGUAAGGUAUUAGUUGUCGUCUUUGAUCUGGUAUAGAGCCCGCCAGAUUGGAACGCAAUGGCAAGUGCUUGGGAAAGCGUUUGUGGCCAAGUGUUCAUAUUGUCAGAGCUUUUGGCGAUUCGUGCCACUCUUUGGUUGAUUUCACGGGCUCUUCAAUCACUUGCCAAAUCGAUCAUUUGGCAAUCAUCUUUCAAUCCGAUUUAGAUAGGACUUACGACUAUUGAGACUCUCGCGUUUGACUCUGCUCGGAGCGUGAAACCCCUGCCAGUUUCACUCCGAUUUCAAAUUUUGCCUGCGCCCAAGCCUCUGCCAUUCGUUACAUGACGUGUGUAUGUACAUGUGUAUCGUGUCGGUACCUUUUUCCCCUUCAGUGAAAAGAUC